AUGUCUAUCAAUGACCCCGCGGCGGCGGCUUAUGCUGCUCAGGAGGUGGACGAGGAUGCGGAGGUGCAGGUUGAUCUGGGGCAGCUCAACGCCCUCAGUCCGGAGGUCAUCUCCAAGCAGGCUACGAUAAAUAUCGGAACUAUCGGACACGUCGCUCACGGUAAAUCUUCUACUGUCCGCGCCAUCUCCGGCGUCCAGACCGUCCGGUUCAAGACUGAGCUGGAACGGAAUAUCACGAUCAAGCUGGGUUAUGCCAAUGCCAAGAUCUACAAAUGUGCCAGCCCAUCAUGCCCUCCUCCUUCAUGUUACCGCUCAUAUCCUUCAUCAAAGGAGAACAACCCAAAGUGUGAACGGCCUGGAUGCGACGGGCGGAUGGACCUGCUGAGGCAUGUGUCCUUCGUCGAUUGCCCAGGACACGACAUUCUCAUGGCUACCAUGUUGACCGGUGCCGCCGUCAUGAACGGUGCCCUCCUCCUGAUCGCCGGAAACGAAUCCUGUCCUCAACCCCAAACCGGUGAACAUCUCGCCGCGCUCGAAAUUAUCGGUGUCGACCCCAAAAACAUUGUCAUCCUGCAAAACAAGAUGGAUUUGGUCAGGGAGACGGAGGCUAUGGAGCAUUGCGAGAGCAUCAAGAAAUUUGUGGAAGGUACCACCGCCAGAUUAGCACCCAUCAUCCCCGUCUCGGCCCAGCUCAAAUUUAACAUUGACGCCGUCGUCGAAGCCAUCACCAAAAUCGCUCCCCCAAAAUACGACUUUGCGGCUGAUCCGCGUAUGGUCGUCAUUCGGUCCUUUGACGUCAACAAGCCCGGUGCGGGUGUGGACGAGCUGAAGGGCGGUGUUGCCGGUGGAAGUAUCCUCCAGGGUGUCUUCAAGAUCGGGAUGGAGGUCGAGAUCCGACCCGGAAUCAUCCACCGGGACGCCACUACCGGACACUGUACCUGCCGCCCCCUCCGAUCCAAGAUCGUCUCCCUCCUUGCCGAGCAGAACCAGCUGCAAUUCGCCGUUCCAGGUGGUCUUAUCGGUGUGGGAACACUGGUCGACCCGGCGCUGUGCCGUGCCGAUAGAUUGUUGGGGAUGGUCAUGAGCGCAGUGGGCAAGGGGCCCAACAUCUACACCGAGAUCAAGGCUGAAGUCUUCCUCCUCCGCCGACUUCUCGGUGUCAAGACGGACGACGCCAAGAAGGCCAAAGUUUCGAAGCUCGCUGUCGGCGAGACACUCUUUGUCAACAUUGGUGCCAGUCAGACGGGUGGCCGGAUCGUGGCGCUCAAGGGAGGAGAUGUGACGAUUCAGUUGACGACACCGGCGUGUACCGAAAAGGGAGAGAAGAUUGCGCUGAGUCGGAGAAUCGACAGGCAUUGGCGUUUGAUCGGAUGGGGAAAGGUCAAGAGCGGAGGAACCCUCGCAGAGGUGGUGGACAAGUAG
Molecule: messenger RNA, 1422 nt
Organism: Dioszegia hungarica
Lineage: Eukaryota; Fungi; Basidiomycota; Tremellomycetes; Tremellales; Bulleribasidiaceae
Product: eukaryotic translation initiation factor 2 gamma
Exons: 10
Coding region: 1-1422 (473 amino acids)
Biological process (GO): formation of translation preinitiation complex; positive regulation of translational fidelity
Cellular component (GO): eukaryotic translation initiation factor 2 complex; cytosol
Molecular function (GO): translation initiation factor activity; tRNA binding; GTPase activity
Source: RefSeq, a predicted model, not a curated record